AUGGGUUGUGUCCAAACAAGAUAAUAUGAAAAGAGCACAAUGAUUACUUGUGAAAUCAAAUAUUUAAUUCCUGAAUUAGUUUAAUCAAUAAAAUUAGCAUAAUAAUGUCUCUAUUCUCCAGAAUCUCCAAUCACGGUAAUCGCUAUUUCCAAUUUUAGCUUACUCCUAUCAAACCAAUAAACGGAAUUUAUUGUAAAAUCGAAAGCACAUUACCAUCAGGUUCGGUUAAAAUGAGAGCCAUCUAUAAUAUGCUUUAUAGAUUGUAACAGAAAAAACGGUACAGAGGAGAUGAUGAGCUAAAUUUAGUAAUUUGUUCUUCUGGAAAUGCAGCCACAGCUUGUAUAGAGAGUUUGAAAUUAUUAAAGUCAGAUAGAAAGUUGAAUCAAAAAUAAGAAGGAAUUGCAAGUGAAUUUGUUUAAGAUGAUACACCUACUGAUCCAGGAUUGUCUGUAGAAAUUAAAGAUGAAUAAUUCUAAUCAAAAAUAAAACCAUAUGAAUUAAUUGGCAAGUUAAUAAUAUUCUCGAAAUAUGUCAAAGAAAUUCAUCAAACAAAUGAUUUACCUAAUGUUACAAUAAUACAUUCUGAGUUAAAUAAAAAUGAAAUUGAAAAAGAAGCUAUAACAUAUAGUUAAGAGAUGGGAUAUGAUUAUUUAGAUUUAUAGAAUGAUUUUGAUGUUUUUGGAGGCUAUGCUACAAUAGGAUUUGAAAUAGAUUAAUGGCAAGUUUUAACAAAUACAAAUAUAGAUUAUAUAUUUGUUACUCUGAAAAGUGGAGCUUUAAUAGCAGGAAUAGCUUUCUAUUUAAAGUACAUUGCAUAAAAUUAAACGCGUAUUAUUGGAGUAAUGUUAAAUGGAACAACUAGAAAAGAUGCAACUUUAUGUUAAUAAAUUAUAGAAGGAUUUAUUGAUGAAAUUCUUUAUGUCACUGUAGAGGAAGUAGAGAGGGCUUAAUGUGAAUUAGCAAAAGCUGAGUAAAUAGCUGAAUUUAAUUGUGCUAUUGCUUAUGCAGGAUGCAAGAAGAGUUAAAUGAAAAAUAGCUUAGUUGUACUUUCAGGUGGAAAUGUUGCAGUUAAAGAUUUAGAAAGAUUAAUGAAAAAAUAUGAAUGA
This is a messenger RNA of Paramecium pentaurelia, 1106 nucleotides long. NCBI's taxonomy places the organism in Eukaryota, Ciliophora, Oligohymenophorea, Peniculida, Parameciidae. The record is from the annotation of a GenBank genome assembly.